Molecule: messenger RNA, 1803 nt
Organism: Cuscuta epithymum
Lineage: Eukaryota; Viridiplantae; Streptophyta; Magnoliopsida; Solanales; Convolvulaceae
Source: the annotation of a GenBank genome assembly
GAAAAAGUGAAUGUUAGGCAACCUAAAACAACAAGGGAGGAAGUAUUUUUUUAGCAAUAAAAUACAGAAAGGGUGGGGGAGAGAGCGAGUAGGAAACGGAAAGCCUGAAAUGAAUGAGAACCCCGCCAUCGCUUCUUUCGCUCGCGGUUGACUCUGCCCUUAUUAACCUCCCUUACUUCUCUGAUCUAUCCUGCUUGCCCGAUCACAUCCUCGUUGAACUCUUCCUGAAAACAUUAAGAGCCGGAAAACUCAAUGAGAAGAUUUUGAAGCUGUUUGUGGGUACUGGUAAAGAAGAAGUCAUUUCACUUGUUGAGUCUUUUAACAUCCAAGCUGUUCUUACUCCUGUUCUUCCCACUAGAUGCUGUGAGAAGAAAGUCUGAUUCUGUUCAAAAUCAACUGUAUUUAGCUAUUUUCUUGUUUGUGGUCGAAACCUGAGAAAAAUGUCACAAGUCAACAUCAGAGAUGAUGAGAUUGACAUUGUUAUAGGUGCACUUCAAUCUGACCUCACAUCAUUCAUGGAAGAAUGGAGAUUGAUCUUCUCCCGUUUCCACCUCAUAAUCGUCAAAGACCCUAACCUUCAAGAAGAACUCACCAUCCCUUCUGGAUUUAACCAUCAUGUCUAUACAAAACCCGAUAUCCAACGGAUUCUUGGCGCAUCAUCAAACCCUGAUCUCUUUUCCGGCUACUCAUGCCGAUAUUUUGGCUAUCUUAUCUCAAAGAAAAAAUAUAUUGUCUCAAUUGACGAUGAUUGUUUCCCGGUAAAGGGAAACACAAACACCACUGAUCCUAUAACUGAACACAUCAACAACCUCACAACACCUGCCACACCCUUUUUCUUCAACACUCUAUAUGACCCUUUCCGGAAAGGAACUGACUUUGUCCGUGGGUACCCAUUCAGCAUGAGGAGUGGUGUACCUUGUGCAUUGUCGUGUGGACUCUGGCUUAACUUGGCAGACUACGAUGCUCCCACGCAGGCACUCAAGCCGGGCCAGAGGAACUCGCGGUACGUGGAUGCUGUUCUCACCGUCCCGGCGAAGGCGAUGAUGCCUAUAAGCGGGAUUAACAUCGCCUUCGACCGAGAGUUGGUGGGGCCUGCCCUGUUGCCAGCUUUCAGGUUAGCAAAGGAAGGGAACCUGAGGUGGGAGACAAUGGAGGAUAUAUGGAGUGGGAUGUGUGUGAAGGCGGUGUGUGAUCAUUUGGGACUGGGGGUGAAGAGUGGGCUCCCGUACGUCUGGAGGAAAGAAAGAGGGGACGCGAUACAGAGUUUGAAGAAAGAGUGGGAAGGGGUGAAGGUGAUGGAGGAAGUAGUCCCUUUCUUCCAAUCGUUGAAGUUGUCACCACAGGCAACUACUGCGGAAGCUUGUGUUAUUGAGAUUGCUGCGGCUGUGAAGGGGCAAUUGGGGAAUUCAGAAUCUGUGUUUUCUCGGGCUGCUGAGACUAUGGUGGAGUGGGUGAAGCUCUGGAAGACUGUGAAAGCUCAGUGAACACCAUAGUGAUGUUUGGUCCAGGUGUUCAAGUUAUCUUCUGCAGUUUCGGUUGUUUUGCCUGUUAAUUAGUGCUGAUAAGCCUGCUUGAAGUUGAUGUUUAUGGUUUACUAUCUCUGUUCCGAUUAGAAUUGAUGUCUUCCCCUGCAUGGCAUUGAGCUCCUAGUAACACUAUAUUACACUUGCUAUAAUAAGAGAAUAUGUUGAUACACGUCAAAGUUUUGAUAAAAGGGAGGUUCAUUUGUACUUGUCUUGAACGACAUUUCUAAUUUAAACUUUUGAAGUACUUGGUGAAAGUAUGUUAACCCACUGUUUGCCC